GCAUGCGCCGGAGGAAGUGCUCAGGAUUCGGUUUCCUGUGGCCUCAGCUUGAGCUAAAACACAACAAACUCAUGCCGUUAUAAUGGUCGCACCGGUUUAAAAACGAUUUAUUUUUGUUUCGCGUCUCAGCGUCAUAAGGUAUAAAUGAAUUCCUGGUCUUAUACUAGCGUGUAAUCGUGAGAAAGAUGGAUAUUUCCACGCCACCAGAAGAUCAAGAGCUGCGAAAUGUCAUCGACAAACUGGCCCAGUUUGUGGCCCGAAAUGGCCCCGAGUUUGAGAAGAUGACCAUGGAGAAGCAGAAGGACAACCCCAAGUUCUCGUUUCUCUUCGGAGGGGAAUAUUUCGGCUACUACAAAUACAAACUGGCCAUCGAACAACAGCAGCAUUCUUCCAGUCAUGAUGAUGAAUAUAAUAUGGAAGUGCUCUGUAAUCCUGCGGGUAAAGAGGUGUCCGAUGUUCCUGCGUCGUUGACGAUGCUCGCGCCUCCGCCGAUCCCACCAACGACUCCGUCAGUGGAUGAGCUCGUCCAGCAGAGCCAGUGGAACCUGCAGCAACAGGAGCAACACCUGCUCAGCCUCAGACAGGAGCAGGUGACGGCCGCCAUCUCUCUGGCGAUGGAGCAACAGAUGCAGAAGCUGGUGGUGGAGACGCAGCUGGACACGAACGAGUUGGACAGCCUCCUUCAGCCCAUCAUAGACACCUGCACGAAAGACGCCAUCUCGGCUGGGAAGAACUGGAUGUUUGGGAAUGCCAAGACCCCGCAGCACUGCGAACUGAUGUCGUCGCAUCUCCGAAACCGCAUCACUGCGGACGAUGCGCACUUCGAGCUCCGCCUGCACCUCAUCUAUCUCACCAACGACGUCCUGCAUCACUGUCAGAGGAAAAAUCAUAAGGAUCUUUUGGCGGCUCUGCAGAAGGUCGUGGUUCCCAUUUACUGCACCAGUUUCCUGGCGGUGGAGGAAGACAAGCAGCAGAAAAUCACACGGCUGCUGCAGCUGUGGGAGAAGAACGGCUACUUUGAUGAUGUCACCAUUCAGCAGCUCCAGAGUCCUGCUUUGGGCCUCGGACAGUAUCAGGCGUCGCUCAUCACGGAGUACGCUCAGGUGGUGCAGCCCAUCCAGGUGGCCUUCCAGCAGCAGAUCCAGGCGCUGAAGACGCAGCACGAGGAGUUCGUGAGCAAUCUCAAGCAGCAGCAGACGGUGGCGGUGGCAGCAGCGGCGGCAGCGGUGGGUCAGCUGACCCCUGUGGACCCCGAGGUCAAGAGCCAAGCGCCCAUCAGCGCUCAGCCUGGAGAGCUGAAGCCUGCGCUGGCCGGUCCUCCACCUGCUGAUUACGAAGGCGCUCAGAGCCGACCCUCGGACUCGAACCCCUCGGCGUCACCUGACAUGCCUUCCUCUAAACCAGGCUGGUUCGAAUCGCAGCACAACAUGCCGUCCUGGAACCCGCAACAGCCUCCACCAUUCGACCCCACUCAAGUCCCGCCCCCCUGCCCGCCCUGGAACAGCCACGAGGGGAUGUGGAACGAGCAGCGGGACCCCAACUGGAGCGGCCCUCGGGACGGCGGCCCCGGAGGCCCCUGGAGUGGCCAGAACGAGCCCCCGCCCUCCUGGAGCGGCCAGUUCGAUCAGCCGCCGUGGAGCAACCAGCCGGACCAGCCGCCGUGGGGUCAGAGAGAGCCUCCCUUCCGCAUGCAGCGGCCGCCACAUUUCCGCGGGCCGUUCCCGCCACACCAGCAGCCGCCGCCGUUCAACCAGCCGCCGCCGCCCCCGCACAACUUCGGCCGCUUCCCGCCGCGCUUCAUGCAGGAGGAGUUUGCCCCCCGACAUCACUUCGAGCGGCCGCCGUAUCCGCCACACCGGUUCGACUACCCGCAGGCGGACUUCCCGGGAGAGAUCGGUCCGCCUCCCCAUCACCACCCGAACCAGAGGAUUCCCCCUCCAGGAAUGUCGGAUCCUCCUCCGUGGGGCGGAAACCAGCAUCCCGAAUUCGGCCCGCCUCCUCACGGCUUUAACGGCCAGGCGCCGCACAUGCGACGGCAGACCCCGGCUCACGUCAGUCAGGACGACCCCAGUCUGGUCCCCAACGUGCCCUACUUCGACCUGCCGGCGGGACUCAUGGCGCCGCUUGUUAAGCUUGAAGAUCACGAUUAUAAGCCUCUGGACCCCAAAGACAUCCGUCUGCCGCCCCCGAUGCCCCCUAGUGACCGUCUCCUGGCCGCAGUGGAGGCGUUUUACAGCCCGCCGUCACACGACAGGCCCAGGAACAGUGAGGGUUGGGAACAGAAUGGUCUGUACGAGUUCUUCCGGGCCAAAAUGAGAGCAAGGCGGAAAAAGGAUCAAGACAAACGCAACAGCACCCGAGGGAGUCCCUCGUCCCGCAGUCGAUCCCACAGCCGAGGGCGAUCCACCUCACGCUCCAGCUCCAGGUCUUCCAAAUCCUCUCGCUCCAGAUCCCGCUCCCGAUCCCGCUCCCGUUCUCGCUCCUACUCCAGAUCUCGCUCCGGGAGCAGGAGUCGCUCCAGAUCCAGGUCCCGAAGUCGCUCCCGAUCCAGAUCUCGCUCCAAGUCACGAUCUCCAGAAAAGCGCCGCCAGCCCGAGAAAUCCCGCAGUCCGACUCCACCCUCCACAUCUGGCUUGGGUUCAGCUCCCGCCGCCAUCCCCGUCGACCUCAGGCUGGGCGAAGAGAACAAGGGCCAUCAGAUGCUCAUGAAGAUGGGCUGGAGCGGAUCAGGAGGUCUUGGCGUUAAAGAACAGGGCAUUCAAGAUCCCAUUAAAGGAGGAGACAUUCGGGACAAGUGGGACCAGUACAAAGGAGUGGGAGUCGCGCUGGACGACCCGUACGUGAACUACAGGAGAAACAAAAGCUACAAUUUUGUCGCAAGGAUGAAAGCGAGAGAAAAAGUAAGCAGAGACCCACCGGAGCCCUCCAGCACAGAGUGAUCGCCGGCACACGGGUCUGUUUUUCUACUGUAGAUGUCAAAACUGUUUUACACAUUUGUUUGGAUGUUUUAUCUCUCCCUCACUUUAUUUUUUGUAGUAAAAUGUAUCAAACCUUCAUAUUGUUACUAAUGGAAAUGUCAGCAUCAUCGCAACCCUUUCGAUUGAGUAAUCUUGUGCAAGCAAAAUAAAGACAUUUUAAAAAAGGUU
Molecule: messenger RNA, 3146 nt
Organism: Pimephales promelas (fathead minnow)
Lineage: Eukaryota; Metazoa; Chordata; Actinopteri; Cypriniformes; Leuciscidae
Gene: cherp
Product: calcium homeostasis endoplasmic reticulum protein
Biological process (GO): RNA processing; intracellular calcium ion homeostasis
Cellular component (GO): perinuclear region of cytoplasm
Molecular function (GO): RNA binding
Source: RefSeq, a predicted model, not a curated record